UACAUACUGCAUCGGAAGCCGUAUACGAAUUAUUUACAAAAUCUGCAUUAAAAGAAGAAAAAGAAAGCACUUUGCAAAAUGAAAAUUCUGACCAAUAUUUAACAGUGUCUAGGGACGGUUCCUGGAAAAAGAGAGGAUUUUCUUCAUUAUACGGCAUUGUAACGCUCAUCGGAAAAUAUAGCAACAAAGUUAUAGAUUUGAUUGUGAAAUCAAGUUAUUCUAAAAUAUGUGAAACGUGGGAAAAAAAACUUGAUGAGGAAGAAUAUGAAAAUUGGAAAGAAGAUCAUAUGAAAGACUGCUGUAUAAACCACGAAGGAUCAUCAGGGAAAAUAGAGGUGGAUGGAGUGAAAGAAGUGUUCGGCCGAUCAAUAGAAAAGUAUGGAGUAAUGUAUACGCGUUAUAUUGGCGACGGCGAUACUAAAACGUUCAAAGGCAUUAUAGAUUUUAAUCCAUACAACGUACCUGUUAAAAAAUUGGAAUGUGUACUGCAUGUAAAAAAAAGAAUGGGUUCGAGAUUGAGAAGCGAGAAGAAAAAGCAUAAAGGAAUAGGAGGAAAAGGCUCAGGCAAAUUAACGGAUAAACUAAUAAAUGAUUUAACAGCAUACUAUGGACUAGCAAUAACAAGGCACAUUGAUUCUAUAGAAGAUAUGAAAAACACCAUUUGGGCUACGUAUUUUCACAAAUGCUCAACGGACAAAAAUCCACAACAUACAUACUGCCCCGCUGGAUUGACAAGCUGGUGCUCUUAUCGCCGCGCUGAAGCCGAAGGAACACUAGCAAAAUAUAAACACGAUUCGCCGCUCUCAGAUUAA
Molecule: messenger RNA, 812 nt
Organism: Vollenhovia emeryi
Lineage: Eukaryota; Metazoa; Arthropoda; Insecta; Hymenoptera; Formicidae
Exons: 1
Coding region: 288-812 (174 amino acids)
Source: RefSeq, a predicted model, not a curated record